Molecule: messenger RNA, 399 nt
Organism: Meloidogyne enterolobii
Lineage: Eukaryota; Metazoa; Nematoda; Chromadorea; Rhabditida; Meloidogynidae
Source: the annotation of a GenBank genome assembly
AUGUUUCCUGAUUUUUGUGAUGGACAGCAUUCUGUUGAGAAUACUUUUUACAAGUAUUUUAUUCAAAGUUUAAUAUUGCUUUCUCUCCCUAUUUAUAGUUUUUGUUUAUUUGAGGGACGCUUUCUGCGCAAUAUUAUUCCAAGAAUUUACCAAACUGUAGUUAUGUUACAUAUUUGGACAAUUGCAGCGUUGUCAGCUCACCGUUACUGGAAAAUUUCUCGUCCAGUAUCCGCUCGUUCAAACGACACAAUUUUUAGAGCAAGAGUCUUGCUAGCGAUUUUGUUUUUAAUAAUUGUUGUCUACCGGGUUCCAUCAUUCGUAGUUGAAUUGCAAUGGAAAUGGAAUCCUAUUGUACGAAUACAAAAAAGGCCUGAAAAAACUGAGGUAUCAGAGUAUUAA